Messenger RNA from Aspergillus ibericus CBS 121593, 830 nucleotides. RefSeq lists its product as uncharacterized. The record is from RefSeq and is a predicted model, not a curated record. NCBI's taxonomy places the organism in Eukaryota, Fungi, Ascomycota, Eurotiomycetes, Eurotiales, Aspergillaceae. The coding region runs from base 33 to 656 and encodes 207 amino acids. The transcript is spliced from 2 exons.
GAACAACUCCAUUACCAAACACUACCACCAGCAUGUCCUUCUCCAACUUCAUCUCCUCCGCCAUCCAGCAAGGCCUCUCCGGCGGCUCCUCCGGCGGUAACUCCAACUACGACCCCGAGUUCUCCUCCGCUCACGCCCACGCCCAGUCCCACCACUCCUCCUACAACCAGGGCGAAGACUCCUACCCCUCCCAGGGCGGUGGCGGUGGCGGCAGCAGCAGCGGCGGCAGCGACCUUUUCUCCACGGCCCUGGGCUUCCUCUCGUCCCGCAAGUCGCAGUACGAGGAACAGCCCGACGUCGACGAGGAACACAUGGUGCGGUCGCACCAGGCGUUGUACAACAACCAGGAUGAGGGCCAGCAGCACGACUCGCAGUCCCUGGGCGCGGGCGCCGCCAUGCAGGCACUGAAGAUGUUCACGAGUGGGUCGGGCGGUAGCUCCGGGGAUAAGAAUGAGUUCAUUGGCAUGGCUAUGGCUCAGGCGUCGAAGCUGUGGGACCAGAAGGCUGGGUCGGGGUCUGUGUCUGGCGAUAAGCAAUCGGCUAUCAACUCGGCGGCUGAGAUGGCCUUCAAGAUGUAUAUGAAGUCGCAGGGCAGUGGAUCUAGCGGAACGGGUGGCCCGGCUGGUCUGUUGAAUCUGGCGAGCAAGUUCCUGUAAAUGAUAUCCCUGGUUGUGGUGGUGUGUGUGUGUGCGGGCAUAGGUGGAUUUAGCUGGUUUCUUGUACUUAUUGAUCAUGACCUUGUUUUGUAGUAUGGUUACGUAGGCAAAACUGCAAAGCUAUACAUGUCUAUUUUGAUCUACCGGGUAUGCGCUCUAGCUGGUCUCAUCGUU